This is a messenger RNA of Schistocerca nitens (vagrant locust), 2799 nucleotides long. RefSeq names its product nipped-B-like protein A. Bases 1 to 2799 code for a protein of 932 amino acids. The transcript is spliced from 14 exons. Gene Ontology annotation, cellular component: Scc2-Scc4 cohesin loading complex. Gene Ontology annotation, biological process: establishment of protein localization to chromatin; establishment of mitotic sister chromatid cohesion; regulation of gene expression. Lineage: Eukaryota; Metazoa; Arthropoda; Insecta; Orthoptera; Acrididae. The record is from RefSeq and is a predicted model, not a curated record. Gene Ontology annotation, molecular function: chromatin binding.
AUGAAAAAGUUCAUGAGGAUAUUGACACCAGAAGUUGACAAAAUAGAUCCUGAGAAAGUGAAGAGAGCGAGGGCUUAUCAGAGGUUUACGCAGCUGGUAGAUGAUAUUGCUGAUGUGUCUACAGAUGUAAUCUACAAAACAGAUUCAGAUGUCACAAAAAAUGCCAUAAUAAGAUAUGAGAAUUUGUUGGAAUUGAAAAGCUGUGCAGCUGAGCUUAAGGAACGAGGUUAUAUUCAUGCAGUGCCAUCACAGAAACUCAUCAAGCUGCUCAGUGCAUUGCAAAUGAACAUCCGUGUUGCUGUUUAUGUCUCUGUGAGAACUGAUCCUGAUGAUGAUCCUUUUGAAAGAAAACUUCUUCAUGAAGUUAGCUCUGAAACAGUUAUGAGAGGUAUGACUGCAUGUAUUACAGCAUUAAGUGUUUUGACAUCUCCAAAUGUUCCCAAAAAGGUGUGUUUGGAAGAGAUUCUUGAUGUAAUAAUUACAUUCUUGGAGAACCAGAUGCAGCACACAAUAUACCCAUUCUUUGAUUUACUUUCCACCUCUUCCUCAAAAACAGGUCCUACAAACAACUGUAGUAAUCUUAGAAGGAAGAAAGCAGGUAUGAAAAAGCAGCACACACUUUGUAAAGAAGGUAGUGAUCGAAUAACAGCAGUGCAGGUGGAGGAACAGGAGGGGAAAGCAAUAAAAGUUUUAUACCACCAAAUUGUGAAUGGAAUAUGCCAAUUAAUGGAAGUAGUCGCAUUAUAUCGUGCAGCUCCACAACACAUUUCUGCCAUGUGUUCCUUAUCUGUGAGCCCUUUCUUCAUCAACAACAUAGCAGAAAUUCAGCUGGCUGCACUACGUCUCCUAGGAAUUAUUUUUUCUACGUAUGAAAAGUUCAGGCAUGCUGUACUUGGAGGACUCCUUGCAAGUACAAUGAAAUCAUCAUGCAAUAACCAGAUUCUACGCACAUAUAAAAUUGACAGUAGUGGUAGCAUUCAGAUGCUUACUGCUGUUGUGUUACAACUUGUACAGUGUUCUGUAGACAUGUCUACAACCCUUAUGUCUGAGUCUGAUAUACAGUCUGUUCUAGUGAAGAAGCACAAGGCAGCAGUUAAAGCAGUGGGAGUUUUUCUUCUUGAAUUUUUAAAAAAAUGUGCAUCAAGUAAGAAGGAAGAUAACGCUUAUCGCAAGGCCUUCGAAGCUUUUGUUCAAGAUUUACUGAUUGCAGGGGACAAGCCAGAGUGGCCAGCUGUUCAUUCUUUCUUCUGCAUUCUCUGCAAUUUGUUUGCGAGAGGGCUUGAGAAGAAGGAUGCAAGUGUCCAGUUUCAUUUACUCUGUCUUCGCUGUUUGGGUUUGAUACUUUCAAAAGUACGGAGUGAUGCUGUAUUUUCACAAGGCAGAAUAAAUGAUGUUAUUCGUGUUGUGAAUUUGUUGAGAAGUCAAAAAAUGUCUGCUGGUGAAGAGAUAAUAUCAGAGAAACACUACAGUAAGGUGGAAAUUGUCGAAGCCCUACAGUAUGGGUUGAUCGAUUAUUUGACUGUAAACAUCAAUCAGAAUCAAGACAUCUCAGAUCCUAGACAUUAUUACCUGAUGAAGUGGUAUCUAGAUGACAGUGUGCCCCAACUGAAAGAAAGUAAAUGCAAAAAACUGAAGACCUCAAAUGAAGGAACCAUCACUGGAUGUCAGAAGAAUUCGCUAAACAAAUUGCAUAAGGAUGGAAGAAAUAGCAAGGGAAGCAAGGAAAACAAAAAUAAACAUAAAACUAAAAACCACAGUGGCAAUUAUUCUAAAAAGAAAUCUGAGGAAAGAAAUUGUGAAGCAAGUGUUUUGAAACAGAAGCAGUUACUUCUCAGUAAGAUGAUUUUAGACAAUGUUGAUCAUAUGAAAGGUUCUCUGACAGAAUUUACUAUAAACUCUGAGGAUGCCAAAUUGAUUUGUAAAUACCUUCAUUCUUGUGAAACAUUCUCAGAGAGCUCCAGUAUUUACCUCCAAUAUGUGAUAUGUGCAUUGUCUGAAAACUGUUCUGCCAUUUGUGCAGAAGCUAUUAAGUGUUUGAUAAUGAUAGUUGAAGCAGAUGCAUCUAUCUUGGGCAGAGAGGAUAUUCAGCAGUGUAUUAACCUCUCACUAGCUCACAGUUCUACCUUGGUGCGUGAAAAAACUAUUGAUCUCAUUGGAAAGUUUAUACUUACACAACCAGAUAAUUUUGAAAGAUAUUAUGAUUGCAUCAUGCAUUUCAUACAGGAUUCUGGUCUCAGUGUCAGGAAACGAGUGAUAAAAAUCAUGGAGGCAAUAUGUGAAAAAAAAUCAGACCAUCACAAAAUUCCAAAAAUAUGUGCAAAAGUGAUGGAAAGAAUCUAUGAUGAAGAAGAAAGUGUUCGGAAGCAAGUAAUGGCUGUGUUUUACAAUAUGUGGUUCAAAGAAGCAGCGGGUUCAGAAUUACAGAAAAGAGUGCACCAUAUCAUAAGUACAGUUUCAUCAGCUGGUGACAUGGGAAUUAAAUACCUCAAGGAACUUCUGAAAAGUAUGAAUGAACAAUUUCUGCAUACUAAUGUCCAAGAAGCUUGCCUUGCUGAAUGUGAACAGAUUUUGGGUUGCAUUAUAGAAAAUGUUGUAAAUUAUGGACAAACUGGUGUAGAUAAUCUCAUUUGGAGUUUUCGUGUAUUGUCUGUUAUGGCUACAGUUUGGCCUCAGCUCUUCGUUCCUCACAUUAUCAAUCUACAUACUUAUCUUAAUUAUCAUUGUGAGGUCCUCAACCAAGAAAUUGACCAGAGGAAGAACUCUGGCAACGAUAUAUGGACCUACAUACCAUGGCAAUAA